UGACUCGGGCUCGCGCACGCAGGGUGGGGGGAGGGAGCGCACGACGUGCGCGCGCCCUCUCCCUCCUCCACCGCUGCCGCCUCCUUCUUCUGCCGCUCCUGGUGCUGCUUGUGUGCUCGUUCCGUGCGGACCUGGUACCUCUUUUGUGAAGCGGCAGCUUGAGGAGACUCCGGCGCUCGCCAUGGCGGACGAAAAGCCCAAGGAAGGAGUCAAGACUGAGAACAACGAUCAUAUUAAUUUGAAGGUGGCGGGGCAGGAUGGUUCUGUGGUGCAGUUUAAGAUUAAGAGGCAUACACCACUUAGUAAACUAAUGAAAGCCUAUUGUGAACGACAGGGUUUGUCAAUGAGGCAGAUCAGAUUCCGAUUUGACGGGCAGCCAAUCAAUGAAACAGACACACCUGCACAGUUGGAGAUGGAAGAUGAAGAUACAAUUGAUGUAUUCCAGCAGCAGACAGGAGGUGUCUACUAAAAAGGGAACCUGCUACUUUACUCCAGAAUUCUGUUGCUCCAGACCAAGAAGACAUUCUCAAUUAGAAAACCGCAAUUUGGUUCCACCACAUCCUGACUACUACAGUAUAGUUUCUCUAUUCUUUCAUUUUCCCCUUCCCCAUUCCUUUAUUGUACAUAAAGUAACUGGUGUAUGUGCACAAGCAUAUUGCAUUUUUUUUUUUAACUAAAUGGCCAAUGGUAUGUUUUGAUCGACAUCAAAUGGAGAUGGGAUGGGGAAAAAUACUGAUUCUGUGAAAAUACCCCCUUUUCUCCAUUAGUGGCAUGCUCAUCAGCUCUCUAUCUUUAUAUUCCAGUAAGUUAUUUUGCUCUCACUGUUUAACAAAAAAAAGAACAACAUAAAAAUUCUUGCAUACCUUGUUCGAUUGGAGAAUUUUAAUGUUUUUCAUUUAUCAUUGUAAAACCAAGGACAAUUUUAUAACUUUUUUGUACGUAGCUGUUACAUGUAGGGCAAUCUGUCUUUAAGUAGGGAUAAAUUACUCUAAAAGAAAUGAAUCCUAGAUAGUUUUCCCUUCAAGUCAAGCGUCUUGUUGUUUAAAUAAACUUCUUGUUUAAAAUGA
Molecule: messenger RNA, 1067 nt
Organism: Bubalus bubalis (water buffalo)
Lineage: Eukaryota; Metazoa; Chordata; Mammalia; Artiodactyla; Bovidae
Gene: SUMO2
Product: small ubiquitin like modifier 2
Exons: 4
Coding region: 182-469 (95 amino acids)
Biological process (GO): protein sumoylation
Cellular component (GO): nucleus
Molecular function (GO): protein tag activity; ubiquitin-like protein ligase binding
Source: RefSeq, a predicted model, not a curated record